Molecule: messenger RNA, 672 nt
Organism: Cryptomeria japonica (Japanese cedar)
Lineage: Eukaryota; Viridiplantae; Streptophyta; Pinopsida; Cupressales; Cupressaceae
Exons: 1
Coding region: 1-672 (223 amino acids)
Source: RefSeq, a predicted model, not a curated record
AUGGAGAAAUUCAGGUGUUUCGGCCACUGGAUAGAUCUCAUUCGCUUUUGUGUAUCUACUGCAAGAUUUUCAGUUUCUAUUAAUGGUGCCUUAUUCAGAUUAUUUGAAGCUACGUAUGGUAUCCGUCAAGGAGAUUCUAUGUCUCCCUUCUUGUUUGCUAUUAUGGCAGAGGCACUAGAAAGGAAAGGGGAAUGGAAAGGCAUUAGGGUGGUUGGAGAUUGUGAACCUGUCACUCAUGCUCAGUUUGCUGAAGACACAUCCUUAUUCGGUGAAGCCAGUAUGAAGGAGGUUGAAUGUAUCAGAGAUACACUAGACAAAUAUGCGAGGCAAUCUGGUCAAGUUAUGAAUCGACAAAAGUCUACCAUAUUCUAUUUUAAUACUGAGAAGUGCUUGCAGAGGAAGAUUGUGAAUAAACUUAGCUUUGCUAUUGCCUCUCUCCUAACUAAAUAUCUUGGGGCUCCAAUAAUUGAAGGAGUUUGCAGAUCUAAACAUUGGGAGGAGGUAGUCGAGAAAUGUAGGAAUAAGGCCACAUCAUGGAAGCAUAAAUGGCUAUCACUGACUGCCAGGAUGGUGAUGAUCAAGUUUGUGCUCUUUGCAAUACCCAUUUAUGCCAUGUCCUAUUUUUCAACCACCCAUAAGAUCGAGAGCAAAAUCAGAAAGCAUCUUAAAUAA